AUGGCCCAUGCCCCUCUGCUUCGAAAUAACACCGCUCCGGUCUUCCACCCCAACCAGAGCGGCGUCAGCGUCCUUCCACACAACAACAUGAACAGUGUGCCCCGCGGUAGCCAGCUGUCAGGGUCGACGGCGUAUACCAGUUCAUCAACGUCGCUGAAUUCACUGAGUAGUGCUGCAACCGUGGUUCCAGGGCAGAAUGGCGGAUCUGUCGUGGCCACGGCCAACAUCAUCAAUCAAAAGGCGGAUGCUUCACGAUCGCUCUACCAGAUUUGUGUCUCCCUUAAACAACGAUUAAGUCAAGUGCCCGAUUUUGGACCUUUUCUCGAGCAACUUGAUCCUACCGAUCCUGUCGACCCCUUGUGGAAUCUGUUCCGGUCGGGGUAUCCCCUUCUCACAAUCUACAACUCGCUACAGCCCACGGAACCGCUCAAGGUGGAAGACCCAAAUGCAUCCGAAGCGAAAAAGUCCAAGAUUGCCAUUUUCAAGUUUGUGCAGGCGUGUAUGAAGGAAUUGCAAGUCCCCCCCGCCCAGAGUUUUGUCAUUACAGAUUUGAUGGGAAACGACACAAGCGGUUUCGUCAAGGUUACGCAGGUCGUCAACUACGUGCUUGAUCUGGCAGAGCAACGUGGCCUGUUGCUACAACUUCAACCUUACCCCGAGGACGAGCCUGCCGUCGCAACAGGGGGCGCGCAAAUGAGCUACAGGGAUCACAUUGUCAAGGAACUGGUUGAUACCGAGCGAAAAUAUGUCCAGGACCUGGAAAACUUGCACGACUUGAAGAAGACGUUGGAACAGAAGGGACUUAUCCCAGGAGAUGUUGUGCACCAAAUCUUUCUCAACAUCAACGCGAUUCUCGACUUUCAGCGACGAUUUCUCAUUCGAGUUGAAACGACAAACUCCUUGCCAAAGGCCGUCCAGCGAUGGGGUGCCCCGUUUUGUUUCUACGAAGAUGCCUUUGACAUCUACCAGCCCUUUAUCGCCAAUCAGCGCAAGGCUGCUCAAAUCGCCAACCAAGUUUUCGAGAAAAUUCAACAAUCAGAGCACCCUGUCGCCGCAGACUUUAACACCUUGGACGGAUUUUUGCUAAAACCUAUGCAGCGAUUGGUGAAAUAUCCAUUGUUGCUCAAGGACCUCGCCAAAAAAUCGGAAGAUGAGGAAGUCAAAGACGAUCUAAACACGGGAUGUGAAGCCGCGGAACGAGUUUUGCUCAAAGCCAACGAAGCCGUAAACCGGGACCUUCUUGAUGAAGCUCUGGAGGAACUCAUCACUCGAGUAGACGAUUGGAAGUCACAUAAGGUGGAAUCAUUCGGCAAGCUACUCCUGCACGGUGUGUAUGGCGUUAUUACUGGCAAGAGUGAUCAAGAGAAGGAUUAUGAAAUUUACCUUUUUGAAUGCAUCUUGCUGUGUUGCAAGGAAGCCUCUGGCAAGAAAGACAGGACGCGAUCCACGGGACCCAAAAUCAGGAAUAAGAAUGCAAAGCUUCAGCUAAAGGGCAGAAUCUUCAUGACUAACGUGACUGACAUUGUGUCCCUUUCAAAACCUGUAGGUUCUCACAGCGUUCAGAUUUGGUGGAAGGGUGACCCUGGUGUCGAGAAUUUCACGAUCAAGUUCCUUAACGAGGAGACAAUGAGGAAAUGGGCAGGCGGAUUAGAGACACAGAGAAAAGAACAUGCGCCACGGCUCUCCACCAGCCAAGAAUCCAUCAACAACGACUUUGCAUGGACCAGAGACCAAGCCGGCGGCCUUGAGAACCCCUAUCUACAGCAGGACGAAGAAGACGACGAAGACUAUGGGCCAGCAACAGCACCGGCCCAGUUUCCAAUGCCUUCAUCAAUGGGCACCGCCGUGCCUCGCACCGCUUCAAGCUCCAGUCUGAGACAACGUUCUGCCACAGGGGAGAGCACACAAUCCCUUGCAGGCAUCGCAAGAGCUCCACCGCCGCGUUUCCCAUUGCCUAUGCCGCCCGCUCCCCUCAAUAUACAGAUCCAAGGCAAUGGCGCCCCAUCUCCCGGCUCGAGGGGAGGAGACAGCUACUUCUCCCCAGUGGCCGAGUCUCCAGCCUCUUCUCGUACAAGCACCACGAGCGGCAUCUUCCCUGGGCCUGCUUAUCAGUUCCCUCCCAAGGCCGGUACACCACAGGCCGUUUGGGACGACCCGCGUUACUCUCCUUCAAUGCCACGGGCCCCGUCACGAGAUGGUUCCUCCCCCAAUCCAAUUGGCAUGGGUAGCAGGACUGCUCGUGGACCUUCUCUGCCCGCAAUGGCCACCCAUAGUCAAACUGCGGCUCAGCAACAAAGAAGUAGGUCUUACAGCACACCGGAUGUCAAUGUUGCAGGUAUCCCUCGACAUCGUCAACCGAGCCAGGGCAAUAUUCCAGCCGUGCCUGGCAUUCCUCAGCACUUACACCCAGCUCAUGACGGCAGCAUCCCGCGAUCGCAAACAGGCUCGCCUCGCAAUGAUUUACCAAUUCGAACCAGCACACAAAGCCCGGGAGCCCAACGUGAGCGAAUGCACCAGCACUCGGGAAGCCUCGGGGGCACGAUGUCUCAUUUUCCUCACCAACAACCCUAUCCGCGUGGAAACACACCCACAGGCGGCAACGGUUUGCGAGUCGACUCUGCAACUGCGAAUUCACGCAACGUGUCCCCAUCCCUCGGUACGGCGACGCUCCCUCCGACCAGCAACCCCGUGGCGAGUCCAGAUUUGCCCAUGCCCACGCAGUUGAAGGUCAGGGUCAACUGUGAUAGCGGGAACUAUGUGACGCUCGUGGUUGCAUUUAAUAUCACCUAUCAAUCCUUGAUCGAUCGAAUUGACGCUAAACUUGCACGAUUCAUGACGAGCAGCAUUAGCAAGGGUAUGCUGAAGCUCCGGUACCGUGACGAAGAUGGCGACUUUGUCACCAUUGAAAGCGAUGACGAUAUUCAGAUUGCCUUUAUGGAGUGGCGCGAGGGAGUCCGAAAUAUGUAUUCCGGCGGCGUUGGAGAGAUAGAGCUCUUCUGUGUUGGAGAAGGCCAAUGA
Molecule: messenger RNA, 3018 nt
Organism: Metarhizium robertsii ARSEF 23
Lineage: Eukaryota; Fungi; Ascomycota; Sordariomycetes; Hypocreales; Clavicipitaceae
Product: guanine-nucleotide exchange factor Cdc24
Exons: 3
Coding region: 1-3018 (1005 amino acids)
Biological process (GO): septin ring organization; establishment of cell polarity; intracellular signal transduction
Cellular component (GO): mating projection tip; nucleus; division septum
Molecular function (GO): protein binding; guanyl-nucleotide exchange factor activity
Source: RefSeq, a predicted model, not a curated record